AUGAACCUUACCCUAAAUAAACUAUAACCCUUACCUAACCCUAACCUUAACCGUUUAAAAAUGUUGCUUCAAUGGAGUAGGGACGUCUUAAGGGUUCUGGAUAGCACGGACCUUUCUCUUGUAUGUAGUGAACGAAAAGGCAGCGGAAGAAUUCAGUUUGAGUCGUCAGCCAAACAACGCACUGAGCGAAGUAGCAAGCACUGCUUCGUCGGUGAAGUCGUGACAGGGACGCAAUAGUAAACUCAAAAGAGGACUUCAAUUUUUCAUCAACCAGGCUUGCACAAUUCAAGUCUGCUUGAAGUCGUCUGAACGAAGAGCGCACAUUUUACAGUAAAGAUUAUGCGCAAAAACGUUAUCUUCACAUGUACUCUGAUGACUUCAGAAACGCUACAAUGUAUCAUAAUAUAGAACGUACUAGGUUGGCUACACAACGCAGAGAUUUCAUAACAGUGAUUUCAAUCUGUGGAUCAUAGAUUGAAAUUCAUGCAGGCUUUUCGGUCCGGGACUUUUCGUUUACUUGGGAAAAACUCGUGACCGAUUUCAAGAUUAUUUACACCUAGGGUAGUCGACAGAUUUUUUAUAGUUAAACUUCAAGUUCUUCCAUGAGUUUGGGAAUGUAUGCGAGGGAGAUAUCGGCAGUGGCAGCAGUUCUGAUUUCUCUACUAGUGGUAAAUCUUUUUGGGUCGCUUGGAAUUAGUUCAGAAUUAAAAGUACGAGUGCGUUUAAGUGAUGGACAAAUUGCAGAGGAGAUUUUGGAAGCAGACAGUGAGAAGGAUUCCAUAACAGUCGAGUUCAAGCAAGGAGAUGGUACUUAUAUUACUGUGGUAUUUGAUUUCAAACGGGAUGUGAGGAUCAUACGAGCUCUGAUCCUGGGGGAGCCGGAGCGAGGACAGAACCAAUACCAGGUGCUGUGCUUCAUCUCACGGCUCAAUCAACACGAGAUCAUCCCCACUGAGUCCAUGGCCCGUCUCAGACAGAAGAACCCACACUUGGUCCACAUGGCAGAGGAGAGGCGUGGGGUGGAACACCUCCACAUGGACAUGGUGGUGAACGUGAGUCGUACAGGGCACCUCAACACACUCAUCCACAACCUGUGUAAGGAGGCCCACGAGGGGUUUUAUACACGGACGGCCGACACCAAGCAUUGGCUGGAUGAAGGAAUAGAGGCCAUUGAAUUUGAGCCCCUGCCCCAGACAGCGGACGCCGCUGGUCUGCAGCGAUGCCCCUCCACUCUGGAUAUGUGGCAGCCCUGCAUCUGCAGCUAUUUCCUGCGUCUGGAGUGGCUCCCCUGCAUGCUCAAAUACUGCCGCAGCCUCCUGGCCGUGGCUGGAAGGGCCAACCCCUAUAAGUGUGGCAUCAGGAGCUGCAGCAAGGGCUACCGCUUCGACUACUACGUCCCCCAUAGACAGCUCUGCCCAUGGGACGAGGAGACCUAAAGCAGCCUGUUUCGCUCCUGGUUCUUUCCUAGAAGACGUUUAGCCUACAGUGCACGUCUAGAGUGAGCAGGGGAUUUACAUAUGUGGCCUUGGAGUGAAGUAACAGACCUGCCUAGUGCCUAAAUAUAUAAGUCUAACUGUGGUGUUAGACAUGUUUCGUUUACAUAAUUUCUUGUUUUGGGUUCAACCAGACAGUAGCGCAUGUACUGUAACAGUACAUCUAGACAGGAGCCUAACGGGAACAAAGAAAGUAGGGUUGGGCAAUUUUAUGAUAUUAUUGUAUACCCAUGACGUGAUUCUUGAAUAGUUUACCAUGAGAUUUAACAAGGAGAACUCAACAAUAUGAGAUUUUAAAUCGCCCAACCUAGAAGAAAGUGCCCAUGCUAACAUGGAUUAAUGUUUUGACCAAAGAUGGUGGAUAAAUGAAGAUGUCUUAUUGAGGCAGUUUACCAUUGGAAAAAAUGGUCACGGUUCCUGUCUGUGUAAGUGUGUGUUCCCUCUUUCACAUGAGCAUGCUUUCCUGUGUGAAACCAAUGGCUCUGGUCUACUUAUUGUCCCCUCCCUGCUCUCCCGACACAGAUUUUUUUUUACAUUUACAUUUUAGACAUUUAGUAGACGCUCUUAUCCAGAGCGACUUACAGUUAGUGAG
Messenger RNA from Coregonus clupeaformis (lake whitefish), 2085 nucleotides. Its product is annotated as out at first protein homolog. The record is from RefSeq and is a predicted model, not a curated record. Bases 603 to 1436 code for a protein of 277 amino acids. Lineage: Eukaryota; Metazoa; Chordata; Actinopteri; Salmoniformes; Salmonidae. The transcript has 4 exons.